AUGAAAAACGCAAAAACAACAUAUUCCUGUUUGAAUUUAGACACUACCGCCACUUCCUCUGUUGAGCCAUUGUGUCUUGCAUCAGCGGAGUCCACUCGAAGUGGUCUUGCCACCAUCCUGGAUAAAGUGAAACGUGUCUACUUCCAACAGCUUCACCCAGAGACGAUUCACGAGAUGAGUCCGAAAUCACCCGAAAAUAUCCGAAAGUAUUUUCAGCCUUACGAUCCCAGCCCAAAUGCUAUCAAGGGAAGAACUGAUGAAGCCAUGAAGUUAUAUCGAGAGCUAAAGGCUUUGAAAAUCAAUAAAAAGUUGUUGAAGCUGAGAGAGCGUAAGGCUGUUCAUAUGGCCAGUGCCAUUUUGUUGAAUAACUACGGCUGGAAUCCAUACAACCAGGAUUACUACGCUGGGGAAUGGCUUUUAGGACCAAACCUGCUCUGCUGGGAGCCUGUUUGUAACGUGUUUCCAAACCUAAAUGGCGUUUUGCCUCAUUUCAAACCAAAAAAUGUGGCCGAUUUAGAAACAUUGAAGGGACUUAUCGAAAAAUACAGUCUAAUAUUUGAUAGGUACGUGGAGAAUUGGAAACUUGGAGUCCGCACAGGAUAUGUAAGAACCUACAAAGCAUGUAAAGUGGGUGUACAUGUUCUCAAGAACCAAAAAUAUAAAGGAAUGGAAACAGAGCAAGGUUUGUAUCGGCUCACUACUUUGUAUCACCGAAACCACUGAAACAAAUAAUGCUGGGCCCGAUUACUAAUUCUAGUUUAGAAGAUAAGUCGUGACUACCCUUUGAGUCAGACUGGCACUGUCCAUUUUAUAUUUUACAUUUAUAGGUAAAAAAGUACCCUUCUAAAAUGAUGAUAAUAAAAAUGCUUCCUUUUUUCAUAUGCCCUCAGUCAGUAGAUCUAACUAAACGCUUUAGUUUGUAUUACUGCUCAGGAAUUCUCUUUGGGGAAUUGGUGUAUAUUUCGCAAAAGAAGUCCGUUGCGUUGAGUAAACAGCAAAAAUAUCACUUAAUGGUUUCCUUUUUCUCCCGCACAAGGAAUUUAUGAUCAGGAGUUUGCAAAGACUCUUCUGAAACCAGAAUUCUUCGAAAGUCUCACAAAGGCCAUGAAGGAUACUUGGACGGCAAAGUACCAGAACACUGUAGAGGAAUACUUCAAGCAGUCUAUACUGCAGAACAUCGGAAUACCUGUUACUCGUAUGAUAAGGUAAAGGUUACUAUGUACGGAUCUUCCGGCCCUAGGCCAUGCACACAACUUUCUUGAAAACUUUAAUUUGUUCUGUUAUGCUGCUGCGCUCUGCUCUAUACUCUUUCUAUUCUCCUCAUUCAGAGCACAUGUCUCAAUCCAUCUAUUGCAAAGCUGAAAUUAAUCGCGACUUGGUUACUCGUGUUUUUCUCGUCCUUCGUGCAGUUCGGUUUUUCAGUCGUCGCCAUUAGCUCCUUGGUAUAAUUUCCCUUGUCCUGAUUGGCUACUGUACCAAGUUACCUUUUCAGUUUUGUCUUUAAAACACUCACACGAAAUUCCCUCCCGGGGCUAAAAUAUGGUUUGUUUCAUCCACUUGUGAUCAACGAUGUUAAAUAGACACAUUUCGCUGUGUUUCUAAUUUACGCGAUAGUUACCUUGAGAAUGAAUACUUGUGUAACUGCCCCAAUCAAGAGGAAGUGUUGAGUGGCUUGGGUAAACUUCCACUCCGUUACUUCAUAAAGAAAGAGACUCUUCAAAAACUUCCCAACGGGCAGAGACUCAGCGGAGCCAGGACGUAUCAGAGGCUCAUGAGGUUCUUUACUACAAUGGACGUUUCUCCGGCGCAGCUCAGGACUAAAGCUGUAGGGAGGCUAUCCGAGCUGUAUAGAAAGGUAUGAAGGAAACGGGGCGGAGGGAGAGAGAGGAGUGGGACAUAUCUGGACAGACAAGCUGACGGACAGACUGGCUGAUUGACACACAGAUGACUAAAAGCCUGACAUAGUGACAAACUGUAAGAAUGACAGACCGAUAGCCCGUAAAAGUCAUAGACUGAAAGAAUGAAAGACUGACAGUCUUACGGGUUGACAAAGUGAUGGAUUGAUACACUAAGCAAAAUGACAAAAUAAUCGGAGGGCAGACUAACAGACCGAAGGACUGACUACUUGACUGACCGACAGAUCGACAAACUUGUAAAUGGUCAACAGACCGUCGAACUCAAAGACUGACAGAAUGUCAGAUAGACAAACUCGAGAAUUCACAGACAGACAAACCAUCAGACCGACAUACUAACAAAACGACUCCGUGGCUGACAAAAUGAUAGAUUGACAGUUUAAAAUUUCAUACUGGCAGACUGAUGGAUUGAAAACCAGAUUGAUCAACGAUGUUACAUAGACACAUUAAUAUAUCAGAUUUUAUAAAUUGACAGCACUGACUAAACGGCCAAUGAGAAUUACUUGACUCAAUAAUUGAUAACUCCGUACCUGACCGAUUGCGGCCAUUUUCGUUCUUUCUGCAGGUUGUCAUUCUUGCGAAGUUGUACACCAAGGAACAGAAUAAGAAUACCGCGAUCAACAAGUUCAAAAAAGUGCUGCAGAAUCGUGAUCAGUGGUUCAAUAGCCAGCCGUUUCCUAGCAGCGAGAGUGGUGAGGACGCCUUCGUUAAGUGCCAUGACACAGCGAGUGCGCAGGUUCAUUGCCCCGAGAGGUGGAAAGCCUUGCAAUCGUGGAUUAAAAAUACUUACAGAGUGCGUACAGUAACUGUUUAUUUACCAUUUGACGGCUUAAGACGUAUGUAUUAACUAAGAAAUUUUCAUUUUUAUACGCCUGCGAAAAUUUUGUAAAGAUGAUACUGAAAGAUAGAGUGUUUUCUCUAACAUUUAUUGUCAAGGGUCCUGUGGAAGAUGAUAUUUGAACCGUGCAAUUUCUGGUGCACACACUACUUAAUUUAACUCUAAAAUAUCAUUUGCACGUUAUUUAGGAACUGAAGACUUUCCUCCAACAGUCGCUUAAUGCGUCAGGUGUCAAAAUUAUUUAUUCUUAUUUAUUAACCAUUAAAAUGAAAGGUACGUUGGCUCUCUCCAAGUCUGAGUCACCUGUUUCAUUUAAAGAGACAAGACGCGAUAAAAUCAAAUUGACAUUUUGUUUGACUGGAUACACUAAUACUUUAACAGAACAGUUCUUUACUUUCACCUUGUAAUAAUCAUUGCUAUUGCAGGUCAUGAAAACAAAAGUAAAGCCAGUCAUUGACACACUCUUUUAUAGUAGUGGUCGUAAGAAAACCGUCCCUGCCUGUUCCUUGGAGGUCACAGCAGAUUUCCAUCCUUUUGUCAGCUAUCAUGCCUACGGGGUCGGAUCCAAGGAUUGCACAUCAAAGAGCAAACAAUAUCUGCCAUUUUUCAUGGACAAGUUUGGUCCAAAAUGGACGGAAUAUACCACAACAGCUCACGAACAGCUUCCUGGACACCAACUGGAGGUUGGUGAAGUUCAGUUGGUGAUUUGAGUAAAUCUUUCAACAAAGUCUCUACCUUUUUUCUUUUAGAAAGAUAAGAUACACGACAUGCCAAAUUAAUUCUGUCCAGGUAAAAUUUUUUUGACUAGACGCAUACCUGAGUGUACUCAGACGCUGGUAAUGGUGAAAUCUAGGCGCCGUUUUCAUAGUAAACUACAUUUAUUUCAUGUCUAAAUUUGAUUUGCAUGCUUUUUCGCGUUUUUUUUUUCAAAAUUGAGAUAAAACAAAACAUCUGUUUGAAGAGGAAAGAGAUGACUGAUAUCAACAUUGAUCUCAACUGCCUAAAAUCGAUAGGUUCAGAGCUAUGUCGAGUAUUUUGAAGACAGCUGCGAAGAUGCCAUUCAUUGGCUGGGAACCUUCAACUACUUCCCAGGAUUCACCGAAGGGUGGACAACUUACAUUGAGUACGAGCUGCUGCCUCAAGACUCCAAUCUUUAUUCAGAUACUUCAAACAAGGAGGUGUUGCUACAGAAGUACGGCAUGAUCUACUACCAGGUAAUUAUGAAAACCCAGAAAGAGAAGUUCAUAAAUGAAGGGAGCUAAGCAAGAUUCAGCAAAGUUGUGCCUCUAAGUUUGGAGGACUCUGAAGUCAGUCUUCCUGAGAAAUAUUGAAAACUUUGAAUUGAGAAGGUGAAUCCGAGCCAUGAGAUCAGCUUAUUUCCCUACCAUGGUUUCAGACAUAUCUUUGAGAGAGAUAUCUUUGCUCAUUCGUUAAGUUCCCAUGCUCUAUUCAAGAACUCUCUUACUCCGUCAAGAUCUCCCUGGCCCGGCGUACUAACUCGAACAUCUUAACACGGGAAAUAUUCUAUUUACAUUCCGUUAAAAAAAAAAGUUUAUGGGGCGUUUCUUUCGUUUGUCAACAGAUUUUAGCCGCCCUUCGCAUUAUUGUUGACAUCGAUCUAAACUAUUACGACAAGACAACUUCUGAUGCGCUGUAUCUGUACAAGCUGUACGCCUGGGAAGACAAUACAGAUCUAGCACAAAAAGAUAUCUUGAGAUCACAAGCCCUACCAGGAUUUGUAGCCAGCUAUGUGUUUGGUCAAAUGGAAAUCUCCCGUGUCAGGGGCAUGGCCGAGAGAGGACUGGGGCGAGAUUUCAACUUGAAAGAUUUUCAUUACGAGGUGUUACGCCAGGGAGAAUAUCCCUUAGGGUACUUAGAGGAACACAUACGGGCUUAUAUUGCUUUUAAGAAAAACCCCGAUCGCGAUGAAUGUAAAGAGUUUUAGAAGACUAAGAUAUUGUGUUCAAAGCGCAGUUCUGAUUGAAUAGGAAUAAACAGCUAAAGGGCCUCAUUAGGUCUAGUUUCAAUUUAUUAAAGGCCUCUGACUAAAUUAAUUUAAUUCGUCAUUAUCUUUGGAGGUUCAGAGUCACUGAGUAAUUCCAGAAAACCUUUGAUAAUCUUCUACUUUUUGGAAACAUACGGUUAUUCCCCCAAGCUUACUGAAGGCCAAGAAACCAACAUACCCCUGCCUUGAGGCACUGGCAAAAAAAGGUUCGCACUAUUUUCUGUGCUGAAUUAAAUUCUCCAGAGAGAUAAUUCUUUUGUUAAUUUUGAGACAGAACAAAACAUGAUACUGGGAGAAAAAAAAAAUUUCAAAGUUUGCGUGAGAAAAAGAUUAACACGCCAAAUUACAACCUGCGAAUAAUCUGAGUCUUAAAGAUUGACAUUGGAAUUCUCCAACUGUUCAAGGUCUUUAAUUUCACACGCACGAAUGCAUUUUGUCAUCUGAAAAUGCUCUCAAGAAGCCUUUUUCCUAGCGAAAUCAUCCCUCAUAAAGUUCUAUGAAAGCUGCAAACAAUAAAGUCGAAAAAGAAAUGAAAAUUUGCUGGCUGUAGACAUGUUGUCAGAAUAUCUUCUGCUCAACGUGAGAAUAUAUUCUUACUAAACAUAAACAUUUUCCUUUUGAUCGACGUCACUUUUCAAAUGAAGUUAUAAAAAUCAUUGUGAAUUUGAUUGACAAAGCCGUGAUGAAUUUUGAGAAAUUGAAGUAACGAACUUUUGGAGCCUGGAAGGAUCGACAUAAAUGGUUUCCCACUGAGUAACGCGCAGGUGUCAGUUGUUCAUAUGAAUAAAAGAUACCAAAUAUGGCAAUUAUGGAAAUUCUUUCUCGAGUGGGCGAGGUUUGUGACUUCACUUAAUCUUAUAAUCCACAAUAGGCGAAAGAAGAAUAAAGUUGACUCCAUGGUAUCUGGCUGGUGGCAAAGCAUAUUCUACAGUUGAAAUAUUUUGGGACAUUUGGAGCCGCUCGUAUUGAAAGGUCAGUACAAGGUAAGGUGCCAUUGACUUUAAUUUUGGUUAAGUAGUUUUUUGCGUCACCUUUUUAAGCAUUUAAGUACCGAAUAAACUAUCUCCUUAAGUGCGAAUUGUUACACUAAGAACGGACAGUUUCUAAAAUCAUUCUAGACGUGACUGAAGUUGAGACGUAUGGGGUUCAUGGGGAAAUGAUGGACAGUAACUGUCAAAAGAACGACGUUUUGUAUUGAUCCUAAAUCAAUUGUAAUGCGCUUUAUUGCAAAUGUGUAAAAGACAUAUAAAUAGCACUUACCACAAUGCUGAUGCGUUUCUAACAAAUUCGUAAUUUUCUUUCAAUUUACAGAUGAGGCUGACGAUGCAGCUUUUUCGCUUCCUUGGCUCAGCGAUUCUCCUCCUCGCUGUUUUGAAAGGUACAAUUCAACCUUUAUUAAGCAGUCACUCUCAGUAAACAGCCAGAUGAUCAUUCAAUUGCAGCUGCCUGAUUAACAGAGGUUCACCAUAAUUUAAAGAGGCAAAAAGUCAUCUCGCAACAAAAUUAACAGGACAACUUACAAAUUUUUUGCCAAAAAUUACAAUAACUCGAGAUACAUCAAAGGUAACGAACAAGGAAUGAUCGCUAAAUAAGCAGACCAGUAAUUUUCUCCUUUUCGGCCUUUUAAUAGAGGAGAAUUACGACAGAAUCAAAUAUUUGUGUUAUCCAAAAGGAUGACCACUUCAAGGAGAGACCCUUUGAAUGUAUAUGGAAAGGAUUUUUUUAAACGACCACAGGUCAAAGUUAUAGUUUUGUUAUACGGACUUAUCACUCAGAUGCAUUUACCACUUGUUGCAAAGCAGGUGAACCAUUGAUGUUAAAGAUAAUGAAUAAGGGCUGACUAUAGAAAUGAAGGGUGUAACGUGGCAAUCGCUAUGCUCAGGGAGCAUUUUGCCUUAGUUCCUCUGAGAUGAUCCUCUUUUAUACCAAAACUUCUAAAACAUAUCUGAAUAUUUAAAAAUAAAAGUGUUUUCACCAUGAUUGUUUUCUUUCAUAGCAUCAUUCGCUCUUCGAUUUCCUCCGCAAAAAGUACAUGACAGCGAUGGUAAGGUGACAGUCUUUUUGGACACUUCUUAUGUAAUAAACUUUAAAUAUUCUCAAAGAUGCAAAUGAACACUUGGCGUGCAUGUAUGCCGAUGAGGAUGGCUAGUGAUUCCAUUGAUUAUUUUUAACUUAGUAUCCACAGUAAAAGCUGGAGUGACAGUGUUAUGUCGGGAAGAGCCCUGGAAAUGGAGUUACGAAUUCUUCCCUCUUUCUCAAAUCUAAACAUCCCGUAUAAUCUUUAUUGUUUGCUGAAGCUGCUUAUAUAGUUUUAUCAGCAUGAAUAAUUCCAUUUCUUGGAUAUACUACCGAUGUGAUUCUUCUGUUUUCUCCAGAAACUUCUUCAGACGCGUCCUUAUGUCAGUCAUCAGCUGAGGCCACGCGCUCCCAACUCACAGAAUUGUUAGCCGAGAUACAACAAACCUUUUUCUAUCAGCUUCACCCAGAGCAUAUUGCCAGGAUGGCUGAGGCAACACCCGAACUAAUCAGAGAGCAUUUCCAACCCUUCGAUCCAAGUCCGGAUGCCAUUAAACGCAGAACCGACAAGGCCUUGGAACUACGUCGGAGACUCAACACUUUGCAAAUCGACACAAAGAAGUUAAAACUGAGAGAGCGUAAAGCUAUUCAUGUGGCUAGUGAUGUUCUGUUAGCCCAGGGAUGGGAUCCGUACGGCAUGAAUUAUUACUCUGGAGAUUGGCUUUUGGGACCGAACUUAUUUUGCUGGCAACCUGUUUGUCAGGUGUUCGGAAAUUUGAACAGUGUUUUUUCUCACUUUAAACCGGACAAUAUGGACAAGUUAGAGAGACUGAAGACCCUUUUCGAGCAGUACCAUCAGGUAUUUGAAAGAUACGUGGAGAACUGGAAACUUGGAGCGCGUUCAGGGUAUCUGAGGCCUUUUAAAGCUUGUAAAGCGGCCGUAUUCGCUGUGAAAUACAAGAAAUAUAGAGAAAUGGCGAUAAAUGGUGAAUCAGGUUAGUGAAAAGUCACUUCAUGAUUAUCUUUUAUAAGAAAAGCAAACCAUUUCCUUAUAAUGCCAGCGCUAGAUCUUUUUCGAAAUUACCAAUGUUCUAAACAAAUUGGAAUAAACAAUGGCUCAUAAAGAACUACUACUUUGAAUUUGUGUUCUUUGCACCGCCACCCCAGCUAAGUAAUGUACCUCUCGUUUCAUAUAGACUCGUUACAGGUACUGUUGAGCUGACUAACGAGCAAGUCGUUAAGAUUUUCUUUUCCCACAAACCCACAGUCAUUGACACAGUUCUUGAUUGCAUAAUCGAUUCUUAGUUAGAGAACUGAAUCCCUCUAAAAGUUAUCAUCCGUCAAGAAUUCUGGUUGUUGCACUUCAUACUGAUCAAUCUUCUUUAAAUUUUUCUCCUCUGAAAGGAAUAUACAAGCAACCGUUUGCCAACACUCUUUUAAAUUCUGGCUUCUUCGCCAGCCUCUCCAAGUCUGUAAACGAUACUUGGGAGGAGAAAUACCAAGAGAAUGUCAAGGAGUUUUUCAAACAGUCUCUUGAAAACAACAUCGCAAAGCCCGUUGUAAGAAUGCUAAGGUACCUGACGACAUGUUUUUACGCUUGUUACAUAUUGGAAACAAUUUAUAACAAAUCCAAUAUCAUGGUUUUUUCAUGAAAUAUAUUUCUUUGCACCUGCGAAUGAAAACCAAGCGAAAAUAUGAGCCGCAAUUUAAGCAACUGACAGAAAAGAGGCCUGAAAAAAAAUUCGGGCUCCGACGGGAUUUGAGCCCGUACUUCCCAGGUACUAGUUGGGGAACUUCUACAACUGAGCUACAAAGCCAUACAGAUUCCUUUACGGCAAAGAAAAAACCCUUUCAUGAUUCAUGGCAGGCGCGGGUUCGAAUCCCGCCUAGGCCCGAAUUUUUUAUUGAUUUUUUUUAAUUUGAGCCCUUAUGGAGAUCUUUUCUUUGCUUGAAAGCCAUUUUCAAAAAAAAAAAAAUGUUCGAAGUGGUAUAUCCGAAGAGUCAGAAUAUUUUUGUGACUUCAUUUCAUUUCUUCGGAAAACAGAAAGAAUCUUUACAAGAGACCAGAGUGAUGUGCAUUCCAUUUUUGUUGCGCUGUUGAGACUUUGGCUUGAAUGACAAACUUCGGUGUUGGUUGUCGAAUGGUCUUCAUCAAAAUGUAGGGAGCUCGUAGCCUGGAAGGCCUUAAAAUAAGUUAAUUAAAAAGCACUUUAAAACACGCUUGCCCCAUCAGCGAAGCUGACUUCUACAAGAGGCACGUGGUUACAGAUAUUUUAGGUAAGGUAAUGCUGAUAAUAUUGCUUUGCUGAAAAUUUUACUCGAUAGAUAUCUUGAAGAUGAGUACUUGUGCAACUGCCCUAAUCAGGAGCAUCUCUUGAGUGGCCUUGGAAAGCUUCCGCUCGAACACAAUAGGAACCAGAAGACUCUUCCUAAACUCCCCACCGGGGAGACACUGAGUGGUCCAGAGACAUAUAGAAAGAUCAUGAGGUUCUUCACAUCAAGGGAGAUUACACCAAGCAGCCUCAGGGAAAAAGCUUUCAGAAGGUUAAACGAGAUGUAUACACAGGUUAGAGGAACGAAAAUCAAUGAUUCUUAAAGGAUAGUAUCAAAAGAAUAGAUAAUGCUAUUUUCAGAAUAGCACUUUUGAAUGAGUUUUCUUCUUUUAAAGUUUAUUCACUGACUGAGCAAUUGAGUGAUCGACUAAACGACUGACUAUAGGUAGGACGGACUGAUUGUCUGACUGACCGACUGUUUGGCUCACUGACUGACUUACUGACAGAUUAUCAGACUGACUGACUAAUGGACUGACUAACUGACUAACAAACUAUCUAACUGUCUGACCAUCUGAUGGAUGGACUGACUGUCUGACUGAGUGAGAGAGUGACUGACAAACUACCUGACUGUCUGACUGAUGGACUGACUGACUGACUGAUUGAGCGGUUGGCUGCAUGACUAACUGCAGGCAUGGCUGACUGAUUUGCUGACUGAAUAUCUGACUGACUGACUGGUUGGCCGGCUGACUGACCGACUGGUUGGCCGACUGACUGAUUAACUGGUUGGCUGACUGACUGACUGACUGGUUGGCUGACUGACUGACUGACUGACUGGCUGACUGACUGACUGAUUGACUGACUGACUGACUGACUGACUGACUGACUGACUGACUGACUGACUGACUGACUGACUGACUGACUGACUGACUGACUGACUGAUUGGCUGACUGACUGACUGACUGACUGGUUGGCUGACUGACUGGCUGACUGGUUGGUUGACUGACUGACUGGUUGGCUGGCUGACUGACUGACUGACUGACUGGUUGGCUGACUGACUGACUGACUGGUUGGCUGACUGACUGACUGACUGACUGACUGGUUAGCUGACUGACUGACUGACUGACUGGUUGGCUGACUGACUGACGGACUGACCAACUGACCGACUGAGAAACCAUCUGACUGCCUGACUAACUGACAGACCGACUGAUGGACUCACUGAGCCGCGCCCGAGUUGCUAUGUCGAGUGAAUUGAUGAAUGAUUUUAUCAUGUAGAAGGUUACCAUCAAUCAGUAGAAAGCAUCAUGACAUGUUGCAUACAAUAAUAAAAAAAACACUUUUUUAAUUUCCACAGGCUGUUGAUGUGGCCAAGCUGUAUACUGAAGAACAACAAGAGCACGUCGCUGUCGAUAAGUUCAAAGAAAUUCUCGGAAAUUCUAACAUGUGGUUUAACAGUAGGACUUUUCCUACCAGCGAGAGCGACGAAGAUGCUUUUAUAAAGUGUAGUGACUCAGAAAGUGCGGAGGAAUUCUGCCCCAAGCGCUGGGAAGCUAUGCAAAAAUGGAUGGAGAACACCAAAGACGUACGUAAUGAAAAACCAAUAAAUUCCUCCCUGGCCAGAAAAUAUCCUAUCUAUCUAACUUGGUAUAGACCAGUACAUCCGUUGGAACAAAUUUAUCCACUUUUGGUUCACGAGGCCAGUUUUUUCGCUAUGAGAUUUUUUGACUUGCGCCUUUUUCCAACUGUGUCAAGGGUAAAAAGCUAAAAUUUCAAACUUGAAUCCUAAGAAUUACCUGAUCAUUAUUCAUAUUUCGGAAAGAAAUCUGUUAAACAAGGAAUGCUACUGUCCCACGCUCGUGUAGGGUUCGUGCGAGCAGGCUACUCGAAAUGUGAUCACCACAACAAAGCGUGAAUGGGCAACAUGGCUCAUCAAAAAGUCGUGGCCACUUAGCUUAAGUAACCAUAAACGACCUGGGCCCAGUGGUAGAAAGGACGGUUAAUGCUAUAUAUCCAACGGAUAAAUCGCUAUCCAGCGGAUAAGUGAUGGCAAAACGUGUAGCGUCAUCCGCCGGAUAGAGAUUUAUCAUGGCUGUGGAUAGCGUUAUCUGACCUUCGAACAACCAGGGCCUGGAAUAGAUUCUAGGAUAUGCUCUAGACCUGUAACUGCCUUUAUAUUGCAGACCAUGACGAACCACAUCACACCAGUCCUCGCAGCCAACUUUCACAGCAGUGGGCCUAAGAAAACCAUUCCUGUUUGUGGGGUAGACCUUUAUGCAUCGUUCCAGCCUUAUGCUAGUUAUCAUUCUUACGGUAUAGGAGCAAAAGACUGCUCAUAUAAAGGAAGCCAGGCGCUACCGUUUUUCAUGGACCGAUUUGGCCCAAAAUGGACGGAAUAUACCACCACAGCUCAUGAGCAAAUGCCCGGGCAUCAUUUGGAGGUUAGUGACUUUCGUUGAAUCUUGACGGUGUUAUGUUUAACUUUGUUUGGUGAAUAGUUAGGCAAAUCUCAAGAAGCAUCGAAACACCAGUGCUGGUGAAAUUAGAAGACAGAGGAGAGAAAUGUGAUUCUCGAAUUGAAAACCCAUGUUCAGCUGUUUCCGCUUUCUGAGGCCUUUACACCGUGGCUAUAGCUAGAAGACGCUUCACGGGUUUACACAACAAAGGAACUUCGAUAGUUGCACUAAUUAAGGUGGCUUACUCUUACUUGUAAUGAUGCGAAGUAAACUACGGUCAUCAGACCAAUUGGUUAGUAAAAGAAAGUUAAGCGCAUAUUGGGCUAGGUUGUUAGCCGCUGUUCGGGAAUAUGAGCCCGCGCUAAUGUUACACUAUUUACCUUUGCAGGUUCAGAGUUACACGGAAUAUUUUCAGGACAGUUGCAAAGAUCCUAUUCACUGGUUGGGAGCCUACAAUUAUUUUCCAGGGUUUACCGAAGGCUGGACGACUUACACUGAGUACCAACUGCUGCCUCAAGACACGAACCUUUAUUCAGACACUUCCAACAAGGAGGUGUUGCUACAGAAAUACGGCAUGAUCUACUACCAGGUAAUUAUGUGCAAACGAAACAAGAGGCUGUAAAGCGAGGUGCUGCAAAAAUCGAUGUCAUUUUGUAAAGCCAAAUAAUAUGUGUAAACGCUCAGAUCAAUCGUUGAUAUUUCUUGUAAGUACACGAGGGACGAGAAAGGCGAGGUACCUGUUAGCUUUUUUUCUAGGUUCGCAUUAAGGCUGAAGUAAAUUGUGAGAAGGAGAGACCAAUGGGGUAUGAGUUUCACCUGCAAAGGUUGAUUGUCAUUCGGACACAGACAUAUGCAUAAGAUCGACCACACAAGCCAACGUAUAGCCUGUUCCAAGCGUGCAGCUAGUAAAACGGAGCAAAAUAGAAAACAGCGACAGAGUGAAGAAGAGGGGGGUUCGGGCGACCCGACCCAGACCUCUAUCUUUUUUUCACUCCUUCGCUACUGGAUCCUACUAUCGCACCGUUUAUUGUUACACUUCGUUUUACUAAUUGAAAGCCCGGAGCAGGUUAGCUAACGGAAUAACACUUGGAUCAUUAUUUUAUUUGUCGUUUACGAUAGCUUCCAAUUAAAAUGUUAGUGAUUCUACACCUCUCUGCACCAAAUGAUUGGCAAAGUCUCGUUAGGUCGCUACAAUUUUUAUUUGUUAUUAAUAAAAUACUUUGUUGUUUUAUUGCACAGCUCUUAGCCGCUCUGCGCGCUGUUGUAGACAUUGACCUAAACUAUUAUCAGAAGUCAGCAUUCGAUGCCCUCCGUAUGUACAAACAGUAUGUCUGGGAGGACAACACGGACCAGGCAAAGAAAGAUAUCAUAAGGUCAGAAGGUUUGCCGGGACAGGUAGCCAGCUACGUGUCUGGUCAACUGGAAAUCUCUCGCCUCAGGAGUUUAGCCGAGAGGGAGCUGGGUCAAGAUUUCGAUCUGAAGGAUUUUCAUUACGAGGUAUUACGUCAAGGGGAGAUACCGUUGAGAUACUUGGAUGAGCACAUAAAAGCUUAUAUCGCCUGUAAGAAAAAUCCGUCUCUCGAGGAAUGUGGAGAAUUUUAA
Messenger RNA from Pocillopora meandrina, 13097 nucleotides. Lineage: Eukaryota; Metazoa; Cnidaria; Anthozoa; Scleractinia; Pocilloporidae. The record is from the annotation of a GenBank genome assembly.